This is a messenger RNA of Somion occarium, 3012 nucleotides long. The record is from the annotation of a GenBank genome assembly. NCBI's taxonomy places the organism in Eukaryota, Fungi, Basidiomycota, Agaricomycetes, Polyporales, Cerrenaceae.
UCAAGCACUGUGAGCAGCGUGAUCUUGGCGGUGCAUAGUUACAACCGCCUCUGCGGACCCUGCUUGCCCCAGGUCAUCAUCUCUGUCUUAAAUAAAAGAUACUCUCUUCAACUAUUCCCUCGACGACGCCACUAGGAAUACCCUCGUUUGCAGUCAUCCGGAAUGGCCACCACAGCGCCCGCUCGAGCGGCACCUCCAGCAUCGCGACGCUCACCUUCGGUAUCGUCGACCGGUACCCCUUCAUCUAUCGCCAGAGGAGCCACUGCGCGCUCUGCAGUAUCUCCACGUGUAGCAGCUUCUUUGAAUCCCCCAGCCCGCAGAGCAUCCUUGAAAGGUGCUACACCACCUACUGUUGCCAAUGGAGAAACCCGUGAAUCAUUAUCAGCUUCCCUGAAACAGGAAACAGACAAGAAGGAGCAGCUUCUGGUGCAAUUGCAGGACAAGGACCAGACAAUUGCUAGCCUUAAAUCCGAGAAUGAUUCCCUCACCUCAUCUCUCAAUGCCGCAGAAUCACGACUUGCAGAACUUUAUGCGGACCAGAAUCGCAUGGAGGAAGAGAUGGCCGCACGUAUUGAGGUAGCCGAGAAGCUCCGCAAUCAAGUCCGGGAACUUGAGAAGGAGAAGCGCGACCUUCAGCGCAGGUAUAACGAACAAACAUCAACAUUCGAAGCUGAACGACAGGCGUUCUACGAUAAUGAGCAACAUCUCAAGUCACGGAUUCAAUCCCUCACUCAGGCUCGGAAACAGCCCGCCCCCAUUCCCUCUUCACCUUCUCGGAUUUCCAUAGCUGACUCCCAAGCCGAAUCUCAUACCGAUUUUGAGGAGGAGACGCCACCGGAAUCCUUACAAGGAACGAAACAGGACAUGACCGAUCCCGAGCAAGAACCUGCCGAGAUGACAGCUCUCAAGCUCGAGUUGUCCACUCUGUCUACAUCACACAACUCCCUCCAGGCAACUUUGGUGCUGCUCCAGUCUCAGUUGGUCGACCUGAAGCGCGUCAAUAACGAAUUACAGGAAGAGAACGAGUCCUACAAUAUUCUUCUGCGGGAGAGGACCCUCAAUGGCCAAUUCGAUGUACUCAAAAUGGGCGGUACCAGCAUCAGCGAGGUCAGCGAGCCUUCGACAGAAGACGACGAAGGAGAUAAUGAGGGCCGAGACUCGGCGAGCCUCAAGAGUAGAAAUACUUCAAGGAGUAGUCGCCUGGACCCUGUCGAUGAACUCGCGGAAGAACAUGAGCCAGAGCUCGACCCAAGUUUCAAGGAGGAGCAACAGACUACGGAGGAACCCCAAGAGCUUGAGGAGGACUCACAAGCUCGCAACCCUCGCAGUCGGCAUACCCGCAAGCGAUCUUCUGUAUCCGUACCGCACGGAGAGUCAUUGGCGAAUUUGCCCAUUACCGGUCCAGGUCUCGACUUGGCUGCGGAACUUGGUCGUGCCGAGAAUAAGGACGUCUUGGACGGUCACUCUGCUUUGGAGACUGAUCGGCCUAUCGUCAACCCCAAGGGUAAGAAAGGCAAGAAAGGAACGACUUCAGAAUCCACUCGCAAAGUCUCAUCAAUGUCAGAGCCCGCUAUGCAAACGACUUCGUCACACGAUCUCGACGCUCUUCGAAGCGAAGUCAAGAGUCUCAAAGAUGCAAACAAGGCUUUGUCAUUGUAUGCAUCCAAGAUCAUCGAUCGAAUCAUAUCACAAGAAGGAUUCGAACAUGUUCUUGCUGUGGACUACGAGAAGAGCCCUAGCCCGAGCACGCCUGGGACAGCACAAUUUACAACAUUCAGCUCAUUACCGAAGUCAUCACCUCCUUCCACCAAGCCCGCGAAGAAGGCACGACCACAAUCGGUCUUCGCUUCGUUCACGACGUUGUCAUCUCCAGGCCCGGUUACGCCGACAAAUCCCCAACCAGAGCGGCUCACCACUUUCGAUUCACCCUCUCCCGCUACCUCAUCCUCUCAGAGCGCAAGUCCGCCAACAGCAUCUGCUAGUACUCGAGCUUCUCGACGGUCAAUGUCUUUCGACUGGAAGAGCUUCGCAAUAUUCAGCGGAGAAAAGAAACCCGAUCCUUCCGCAAACUUGCGUCCUCUUACGCUAAAAGCUGGUGCACCUCCUAUCGUCACAGGGGCCCGAAAGCUCGACAAUUAUGAGGAUGAAGAGGACAGGAGAGAACGAGAACGAUUGAAUGCGACUAUGAAACUCAUGGGGAUCGAGAAACCUCCGGGUUCACCCCUAGCUCCCUCUUCCCCGGCCAUGUGGAAGAGUUCCUCAACUCCUGCGCCACAGACAGCUAAGCCGAAUGAUCUCCCGCCAGUGUCGACAACCACCAGCACACCCGUCACUGUGACAGCGUCCACCCCUUCCUCCCGUUUCUCAUUCUUCCGACGAACAAAUUCCUCUUCUGCCAACUCAGAAUCAUCGUCUCUCAAUAAUAGCCCCAGACCUCCUGCCAGCGGCUUUAACACUCCGAACUUGACCCAGGAGGCCCUCGAGCAGGCCGAAGCUGAGAGCACCCUUGCAGCAUUGGAUGCUCACGAGAGGCAGCUUAGCGCAGAAAUUGCCAAGGGUGCUAGUGGAGGCUUCACUGAAAUCACGCGCCGCACUGGCGACCGUCGCAGCAGUAGGCGAAGUGGUAGCGGGAGCACUGUCUGGAGCGCAGGUUUGAGCAGAGGAGAGGACGAUGAUUGAACCCUAUACCUACAUAGAUAAUACCAAACUGUUCGAUAUCAGGAAUGUUUCACACAUCUGUUGCAUUGUUAUGACUCUUUUAUACUGUCCAGUGAAUACCCUCCAUCGGAUUCUUAUGAUUACUAUGACUUUCUAUGUUCAUAUACUUUUCUACAUUAUAAUACUGAUACAGUGGUCCAAUCCUAGUAGAAACAGGGAGCCACAUGUCAUGUAUACCCAGUACAACAGGUUUUUCUCUCUUGCCUCACACAUUUACAUUGAGCUUCUGGAUGCUCUCUUGAGGUUAUGUCCUGGCGCAGAGGGAGAGCAUAUGCGUGACUAUACAGUGCAAUU